Molecule: messenger RNA, 2460 nt
Organism: Dermacentor albipictus
Lineage: Eukaryota; Metazoa; Arthropoda; Arachnida; Ixodida; Ixodidae
Product: BEN domain-containing protein 5-like
Molecular function (GO): DNA binding
Source: RefSeq, a predicted model, not a curated record
UGGGCUUGAGGACGAGGUGGACUGCCUAAAAGAGGAGCUGGAGAUUUCGCGAGCGAAAGUCCAAGAGCUCGCAGACAAAUUAGACGUAGCCUCGGCAAAAGCCAGCCGGCUUAAAGCAAAAUAUGCGGAUGCAAAACAAUUGCUUGACCUCGAGAAAAUGGCAAAAAAUUUGAAAAAGGCGACACAAGAGCUGACAGGGGCUAUGUCUGUGGCAUCUUCAGCACCUGCGACCCUGCCUGUCUGCAAGUUGGACAUAGGAGACGGGGUGCUGGUGGAGAAGCAACUUGUUGACAGGAUCAGCCUCAGCGCAAAGCACCAGCCAUCGAAAUUCGCACGGGCGCUCCUUCGUGUAGUGUUUAGCCCGGAGGAGCUGGAAAAUAGCUCCCUCUAUGGCAAGGUUUGCCGGGCUAACAAAGACGCGGCACCAAAAAAGGCUUUAGACCAGAAGAGGGUUGAGGCCGUUGUGUCCUACACGUGCUCCCUCUAUAACGUCGGAGUAAAGGAGGUGAAGGGGAGCCUGUCUGCAAUGCUGGCUCGUGGACAAGUGCACUAGGAUCUCUUUAACUUCAUGAAGCGAUCAACAGGUGUAGCUAGAACAAGGGAUGCCGGCAAAAUUAAUGUUUUGACUCGUGGACUUGUAUUUGUGAGGAAGACAAGUGCACUUUCUACUAGUCCACUGGUUGAAACGUUGGCUUUACCGCCAUUUCUUGUUCUAUGAUCUUUAAUCGCUCCAUUCUUCCUGUAAACCUUAGGUCAGCGGUAUGGGUUCUGCUGAAAUUGUUUUAUUGUUCUGAUAAUUUUAUUCUUAUUUAUAUGCUCAGCAUUUCUGCUAGUCAUUUUUAUUCCUUGUAACCUUAGCAGUUCUAGUCAUUUGUUUGCUCAGACUUAUUUCUCACCUAACAUAUUUGCUGUAUUUACAAGAAGCAUAUCAUUUCUUUGCCAUGCAAGUGCUGAAUCAAUAAUUAGUCGUGGGUGAAUAUUCCAAUAUUUAACAUACUGUAUUUGAAAGUGAGCUAUUAGGUAUUUUUGUAACAUGCAGGCCCUUUCAAUGUGUUUUAGGCACACAGGUCCUUCAACAGCUUCCCCCCCGCCCCCCACAACUAGUCAUACAGCAGUCGUUCUUUCUUGCUUGUUUGCAACCAGUCUCUAAUGAUGUUGAGAGGCUGUUCGGCCAGUUUUAAGGACAGUUAGUGAUGUCCUUAACACAAUUUUGUUUCUGCUGUUAGCUGUCUUGCACCAAUCAGUGCAGGCAUGGUAUCUUAAUAUACGAAAAUAAUUUUUCUGCUAUAAAUACAUGUGCUUGUGUCAGAAAAAAAUUGAUAUUUGCCCAUCUCUAGUAUACACAUUGCGGGCAAUCUUUAUAGUUCUCUAAGACAUUGCAUACGUCACGGUACCCUGCUAAUACUAAUGCAUAUGUGUAUAGAGGUCCUGCUAUGACAGAAACUGCUGUAUUAUUUUAUGCCAAAGACUGGAGGAAGGGAAAGAAAUUAGCAUUUCAUUAACCAUUUUGCUUCACAUUUAACAUGUCUGUUGGAUCUGCAUAAUCUUUUUUCACGUUCUUUUUUGUCUUGGUGUUGCAACUGAUCUGGCAACUCGUGUUUUGUUGUACAAACUAUGGCCUUUGUUUCUUUUAUAUGUUGAUGUUCAUUUAAUCUUCGUUUAGUUCAUCUAGCCUUCUGUGUGUUGUUUCGUUAUUGUGGCAGUGUACUGUCCUAAAGAAGCAUUUGGUAUAUUUUUUGUUGUCUUUGUAACAUGUGUAAUUAUCGGGUGGGCUUUUAUUAUUCAUUCUAGUCCGUAUUCAUUUUGAAUUUAUGCAGUUAUGACUGCCCCUUCUGUGGCAACUGAAUAUUCACAUAAUUAACCCCAUGGAGGAUAAAAUAUGGUCUCUGAUAUGCUGUUUGAUACUUCAAUAUUCUGAUUUAGACGAGAGAUACUUAAUGUAAAGCCUAUAGUAUUGUAUAUGCACGUAAAUUUAUGCGACCACAAAUAUGGCGCGGAGGGGGGAUCACCAAGUGAUGUGCCGCUGUAAACUGCAAGCGACGCAUAGGAGUGGAUGGUCGAAGGGUGAUUUAGUCAUUGUUACUGUGAACUGUGUGGCAUUGCAAAAUACAGUGGAACUAUGAGUGCAUUCUCAGUUUGCUUGUCAUUCCCGAUAUCUUUGUCGCUGAUGGUGACAACAGCGUCGUCAUCCACGCAACCAAGUUUAUUAAAUACAGGCAGCACUUAAGGUUCAUGCCCGUGACAGUUUAACACUGCUCAUAUGCAGUAGCGAUGUGUAGUGUAUGGUUGUUUAUACCAGAGCAGUUCGAAGAGCCAGAAAAAAAAAAAGCUACAUUAUGUUUGUCAUGCUUCUACUUCUACCUGUUGCAGCAGUAGAAGCAGGUUCUCCUAAUUAUAGUGUGCAUGAAUUGCCUGCUGCAUUUGCUAUAAAACGUUUUUAAACAUUCCCUCUCACCACUG